UCAGUAACACUCGAGUCGCGCUGUAGUAUAAAGCUAUUUCAAAUUGUGUAUUCUAUUCACGUGUGUGUUUUAGAUAAUUUUAAUUAAAAAUAUAUUAAAACAAAGUUAUAAAGAUGAAAAGUUCUCAGAUCAUUUACGUCAUAGCUGCGGUUGCAUCUUUGGUUCUAGUCGGUUUGGCUACACCAGCCAAUAGUCAAGAACAACUGGUUGAUGAUAUCUGCCUUGGAUGCAUUUGCGAGGCUAUUAGCGGUUGCAACAUAACAACAUCUUGUUCUGGCGAUGUUUGUGGUCUUUUCCGUAUUACUUGGUUCUACUGGGCUGAUAGUGGAAAGCUGACAGUUAAUGGAGAAUCUGCAGAUUCACCAACAGCUUUUGAAAACUGCGCCGUUGACCCUCGUUGUGCCUCUCAAACAGUCCAAAAUUACAUGCAAUCAUUUAAACAGGAUUGUAAUGGAGACAAUAAAAUUGAUUGCUAUGAUUAUGCUUCGAUCCACAAGUUGGGUGGUUAUGGUUGUCCAGGACGAAUUUUUGGAUCUUAUGCGAGAAAAUUAAAUCAAUGUUUGAGAGCUUAUGGACCAAGUGGUAAAUAGAAGAAACCAACACGAAGUGAGCUGAGGAUGAAAAAAGAAAAAUUUAAUAUUGUGAUAAAAUAAAAUAAGAAUAUAAAUGAAA
Molecule: messenger RNA, 672 nt
Organism: Episyrphus balteatus (marmalade hoverfly)
Lineage: Eukaryota; Metazoa; Arthropoda; Insecta; Diptera; Syrphidae
Product: lysozyme-like
Exons: 3
Coding region: 114-590 (158 amino acids)
Molecular function (GO): lysozyme activity
Source: RefSeq, a predicted model, not a curated record